AUGGGUGAAAAGAACAACUGAUUCUCCUGCAAGGCUUUUCAGCCGGGGCUCAGGCUGAGGGUCUCGGUUGCAGGAAGUCCAGCUGAAACAAACCCAGUAGAAGGAGCGAGCAAGGACAACCUGUUACUUCUCUGACAGGCCUGGCACAGGCUUCGGCUCUGGCCUUCUUGAGGAUGUAAGGAUUUUUUGCCGUCUCUUGUGGAAAAGCUGUCAGUACUGGAUGUUAAUGGCCAAAUGUAGAACUUCAGUGGUUGAUGACAAGCAGUUCGGAGGAAAAAUGUCGGCCACGCAGGGGAUGAGCCGCACCAGCAUCUACAGCUACUUCCUUAAUAUGGUGGCCUAUCAGAUCUGUUGCUGCUGUGGACCGGCUCCCUGCUCGCUCUGCUGUGCCUUCUGCCCUCCCGUCAAAUCGUCCACCAGCACAAGAGUCAUGUACACCCUCUUCCACAUCAUGAGUUGCGCCGUCUCCUGCCUCAUGUUGUCCCGAACCGUCUCUGAGCUCGUCAGGGAGAAUGUGCCUUUCUUCAAUGUGGUGUGCGACCAGGCACAUGGGGGAGGUCACUGUGAGAUGCUGGUGGGCUACUCAGCAGUCUAUAGAGUAUGCUUCGGUACCUCCUGUUUUUACCUGAUGAUGGCGAUCUUCCUCAUCGACGUAAAGUCCAGUCAGGACUUUAGAGCUCUCAUACACAAUGGGUUCUGGUUUUUAAAAUUUAUCACCCUGCUUGGGAUGUGCACUGCUGCCUUCUUCAUCCCAACAGAGUCAUUCCUACAUGCUUGGCAUUAUGUUGGUGUGGUGGGAGGGUUCGCCUUCAUCCUCAUCCAACUCAUCCUCAUCACAGCUUUUGCACACACAUGGAACAAAAACUGGUUGACCGGAGCAGCAGAAAACAAGCGCUGGUACCUGGCAGUGAUGUGCGCCACACUCUUCUUCUACACCAUCGCCACCAUGGCCUUCACUUUCAUGUACAAAUAUUACACGCAUCCCAUCGCCUGCCACUUCAACAAGGUCCUGCUGUGGGUCAACCUGGGGCUGUGCGGGCUCAUGUCAUUCAUCGCCGUCACGCCGUGUGUCAAACAGAAGCAGCCUCGGUCUGGGCUCCUUCAGGCCUCCAUCAUCAGCUGUUAUGUCAUGUACCUCACUUUCUCCGCACUGUCCAGCCGUCCGCCAGAGAAAGUGGUGUAUCAGGGCAUGAACAUGACCGUCUGUUACCCCAGUGUGGGGCAAGAUGGAGUGAAGAAUGAGGGCAACGCUGUGGCCAUUAUUGGAGCUGCCAUCAUGUACUGCUGUGUCCUGUUUGCUUGUAAUGAGGCUUCAUAUCUGGCUGAGGUGUUCGGUCCAUUUUGGAUGAUCAAAGUUUAUCGCUACGAGUUCCAGAAAGCAACCUGUUGGUUCUGCUGCCCUGAAGAAGAAGCAGCUGAAGAGGACUUUAUGGUUGAUAAUGAUAACAAAGGUUGUCAGAAAGUUAUCCAUAAUGAGACACAGAAGGUGGCAUACAGCUACUUUUUUUUCCAUUUUGUCUUCUUCUUGGCCUCACUGUACGUCAUGAUGACCCUCACCAACUGGUUCAGCUAUGAGUCAGCAGUGUUGGAGACCACCUUCACCCACGGAUGCUGGUCCACCUUCUGGGUGAAGAUGUCCUCAUGUUGGGCCUGCGUGAUCCUCUACCUCUGGCUACUGCUGGGCCCUCUCUGCAGAUGCCAGAAUGAAUCCAGACCACGGCGUUCUCGCAUCAAACGUCGCUCCGCAUCCUGCCGGCAUGUCAGUGUCAGCGUUUGAUGUUAUCAAUGGGCGGCCCGCCUGAAGGGAGCCAAACACGAAUAGAUGAGGACAAGAAGAUGGAUGAGUUUGAGCUUCCCAAGGUGCUCUGGAGAAUGCUAGGGGUCACAGACUUACAAAGCUUUGAGAAAACAAAGUGAGAUGGACGUAAGCACUUUGUGCUCUGUCCAUGCCAGAAGAACUGGCACUAAAUUACACCAUAAGCAAGGACCUGAUGGUGGUUUUUAAAACUGUCCCAGAAAGAAUUGCCAAAGGGAUCUGAAGAAGUGGA
This is a messenger RNA of Cyprinodon variegatus (sheepshead minnow), 2048 nucleotides long. It is a transcript of the gene serinc4, whose product is annotated as serine incorporator 4. Bases 221 to 1777 code for a protein of 518 amino acids. The record is from RefSeq and is a predicted model, not a curated record. The transcript is spliced from 11 exons. Lineage: Eukaryota; Metazoa; Chordata; Actinopteri; Cyprinodontiformes; Cyprinodontidae. Gene Ontology annotation, cellular component: membrane.